CGCCGUGGUUAUUAUUAGCGGUGACACGGUCUAAGUGUUGAAGCACGCCGGAGAGAGAGCGAGCAUGAGCCGCACCGUGCUGCCGCAUGUGAGCCAGCGGGGCCGGGGGGAGGAGCAGCGCUGGGUCCCGUGUACUGCACCGUGGGACAGCCCCAUCCAGACGCUGCAGCUGGGCGGCGGCAGCAGAGAGCGACCACACCGAGGACGGAAAAAACUAAAAAAAAAAAGAGAAAGGAGUCAGCCGUAACCUCCACCUGAAUUCAGCUUCCUGGUUUCCAGCGUUCAACGCCUCUUUGUCGGGACCACACAUCGACGGAAAAAACUUUAGCGUUUCCCAUGCUGAACUAGCUUGGGAGGGCUUGUGGAUCCGAGGAGCGUCUCAGUGAAGCGGGGAAAGGAGGAUGAGCGCCAAGAGGAAGGCAGAGAGUCUCCUGAGGGCAGCGAACCGACCUUACGUCAUGAAGUGCAGAGGUUCCCUGGCGGAUUCGGAAAGAGACUCCGGGUUCUCAGAUGCCAGCUCAGAGCACCUGAGCACCGUGGACGCCACCGACUCGGAGGACUCGCCCCAGCCCGCUGCACGGCGGGGGGCGCAGGGCGCGGGCUCCGACUCGAAGCGCUCUCAGCCGGCUGUGGUCGGGGGCUCCUACUCCAGACUCUCACCGAUGAUCAUAAUGAACAACGUUGUGCUGAAGCAGCCUGUGGAGAACCCUCCUGCUCUGAAGCCCUGGGGGUUCAGUCCCACCGUGGAGGUGGUGCAGCCGGUGGUCCCGCCGCCUCAGGUGGUCUUUCUUCAGCCGGUGGUCUCUCGCCAGGGCUCCCCGGGCUCCAAAGAAGCCACCUCUAAGCACAGACGCUCUAGAAAGUAUCUGCCGAUCUUAAAGUCCUACCCCAAGAUCGCCCCGCAUCCCGGAGACAGUGUUGGUUCCUCAGGAAGAGGGACUGCUUCUUCUUCUUCCUCCUCCUCCUCCUCCUCUUCAUCAGGGUCAGAGAAAUGUAGCACCUUGAGCUCCAGCCUGUGGGAACAGCACCAGAGGCAGAAGGAACAGAGAUCUCUGUGCAGCAGCACCAGUAACUCUGCGUGUGCGUCUCCCAGUCUUCCCGGUACCCCCAGCACCGCGUCGCCUCUGCUCCACACCAGACUUUCCCUCCCCGCAGCAGAAAGCGGCGCCGGCGUCAGUCCCGCCACGGAGGGGCCUUCGCCGGACGGCAGCCCGCCCCCGCCUCUCAGUCCCUCCAAACACCAGACGCUCAGCCUGGACAGCAUCUCGUCUCUGGAGUACGGCCUGAGCGACGGCGGCUCGUACUCCAAGAGGAAGCGCUUCUGCAACACGUACAACAUCCUGAGCAAGUCCGGCCUGCUGGACAUCACGCUGCGCACCAAGGAGCUCCUCAGGCAGAACCAGAGCACUCAGAGCGACCUGGACCGGCUCAGGAAACACACGGACCUGUUCCUGCUGGCCCUGCAGACCGGGGACACCAGCGGCUGCGUGAGACUGCUGAGCAGCCUGCAGGAGGAGGACAGGGAGAGGGCCGCUCAGAACGGCCUGAAAGCAGAUCAGACCUAGACCGGCGCGCGGCGGUAAUCCAUCAGACUCAGAGGAGGAUCCGAACGAGGGGGGGUAGACGUGUGCGCAGGCAGAUGGACUGAAAGUAAUGUGCUCUACAUUACUGAUCCCUCCCCCAGACUCUCAGACUGACAGCAGCACACUGUGGCCUACAUUUUCGCUACUGUUUGCCUUCAGUCCCUUCCCGACCAAACUAAUGUAAAAAGAAGUCGUCAGAAUACUUGUCUCCUUUUUAAUUGUCGCACUCUAGUCAAGAAAUGCUCUGCAACGCUGUAGGGGGGACCCUGCUGCUGCUCUCUUUCACUAACGGGCGGCGCAGACGAGAACCGUGAACGCGUUUAGUGGUUAAAGGUGUGGAAACGGCUCGGUUAAUUACUGAACCUUUAGUCUACCUGGGCUCCCUCUGAUGGCAAAAGUUGAUCCGUUUUUCAUUUCAACCUAAAGCGGGCGAAGGGAUCGGGCGAUCCUGGAUAAAUGUGAUCGGUGGGAUCAAAACAUGAACGCUGUCAGAUAUUCUGACUUAGAAUCCCCUUUAAAAGGCUUUGAGAAGAGCGUUACUUAUGAGUGGAUUUUCUCAGCAAGUUCGCAUCCAAAAGGUAAAACGCUGCAACCUUCUGAUGACUGUAAAUGUGGUUUGCGGAACCAAAGUGUCGAAGCAGUAAGAAAAGAUCAGCGUUCUCCCUCUGCGAAGCUCUCCGUUUAGUUCAGGGCCCAUUCAGAAAGUCCUGCCUCCUCCAUCAGGGCCGUUUUUAAUGGGCAGAUUCUCUGGUUUCUGCAGCCAAACAGACCAAAUAAGGCUAGAUAUUUCAAUUUAAGUUGGAUUUAAACCUUAAAGCAUACCUGCUGUUUUUAUAGCAGACUGUCGUCAAUUGUCUGGGCUUUCUAAAAAUUGAUCCGCAGGCACGUUUAGCAGAC
Molecule: messenger RNA, 2480 nt
Organism: Fundulus heteroclitus (mummichog)
Lineage: Eukaryota; Metazoa; Chordata; Actinopteri; Cyprinodontiformes; Fundulidae
Gene: cipcb
Product: CLOCK-interacting pacemaker b
Exons: 4
Coding region: 402-1565 (387 amino acids)
Biological process (GO): negative regulation of DNA-templated transcription; negative regulation of circadian rhythm
Cellular component (GO): nucleus
Source: RefSeq, a predicted model, not a curated record